This is a messenger RNA of Sinocyclocheilus anshuiensis, 2224 nucleotides long. It is a transcript of the gene znf385d, whose product is annotated as zinc finger protein 385D. The transcript has 8 exons. Gene Ontology annotation, cellular component: nucleus. The record is from RefSeq and is a predicted model, not a curated record. Gene Ontology annotation, molecular function: nucleic acid binding; zinc ion binding. Lineage: Eukaryota; Metazoa; Chordata; Actinopteri; Cypriniformes; Cyprinidae. Bases 358 to 1584 code for a protein of 408 amino acids.
GAGCGAACGAGAGAUAAGAGAGAGAGGGAGAGAGCAGUGCCCGAGGAACACUCAGACAGAACAAAUGAGCAGCCGCAGCUCGACUCCCGCCAGAGACGCUGGUAUCGGCACGCCGGAGAGAGCUGCUUCACCAGGAGUCAGAUUACAGCCGGAGAGCUGAGGACGGAGGUGCAAGAGCAAGACUGAGUUUCUCUGAAGUGGGAUCUCAGUUCACACACACAGAGAGGGACAGAAAACUAGCGAGGAGUUGUUGCAGUCCUCGUGGUCGUGGUUCCCCACAUGCACAGAUGAGAUCAUGGAUUCACUCUUGACGGCAGUGGUGCGUGGGGACGCCAUGGAUCUGGACGCGUGACGACCAUGGAGAGCAUGUUUAUCGGUAACGCGUAUCAGAGCGGAUUGGUGCCAGCGCUGGUUCGAGCUCCUCUGCCCACUGUGCUGCCCUCUCUGGGCAUGAAGCACUUCCUUCCCUUCCCUCUGGACAGCGGCUCCACGCUCAGCCUCAUUCCCAGCUUCAGCAGCAUGGACCCCGUUCAGAAAGCUGUUUUGCAUCACACGUUCAGCGCUCCGGCCUCCUCUAAAAGAAAAGCUGUCUCAUGCGGCGUGUGCCAGCUGAGGUUUAACUCGCAGAGCCAGGCAUUGGCCCACUACAAAGGCACCAAACAUGCCAAGAAGCUGAAAUCCUUGGACGCUCCGAAAUGCCUCAAACACAAGAGUUCCCUGGUCACCAAGGAAAAUACCAACAAGGAGCCGCCUAAGGGCCUCUCUCCCUCCACAGCAGCCAGCAACACUGACAGAAAGGGUGGGAGUCAUGGAGCGCCUGUGGCCCCUUCAUCACCCUCUUCUGCCCCAGUGUCCGGCCCCGGCGUGGAGCCCACAGAGCCAGAGUCUACCUCAGUAUCAGGAGGAGAGGAAGGCCGCUCCAUCACGCCCAACCCGCCUGAACCAGAAGAGAAUGACCCCGCAGUCAGUCCAGAGACGGAGAAUGAGAAAGCGCUGCGUCUGCUCUACUGCUCCCUCUGUAAGGUGGCCGUCAACUCUGCGUCACAGCUAGACGCGCAUAAUAUCGGCACCAAACACAAAACCAUGCUCGAGGCUCGGAGUGGGAUCGGCUCCAUCAAAUCCUUCCCCAGGCCUGGACUGAAGAGCAAGCUGACUGCACCCACUAAAGCAGACACGGGCCUGCAGAACAAGACAUUCCACUGUGAAAUCUGCGACGUGCACGUCAAUUCAGAGACGCAGCUCAAGCAGCAUAUCAGCAGCAGACGCCAUAAAGACAGAGCUGCAGGGAAACCAGCCAAACCCAAGUACAGUCCUUACACCAAAACCCAAAGAAGAGCCACCAAACAGACACAGGUGAAGAUGCCAGUCAGUAAAGACCUGUGUCCACUGCUGACAACCAGGAUAAUGCCGUCCCACCUGGCAGCUGUCGCCGCUGCGGCCGCUGCCGUUAGCUCCGCCUUCCCGCUGCGUGCCUGCCAUAACCCCGCCCUCUUUCAGACUCAGUCCCUCCCCGCUGCGCUGCUCCGCCCUGCACCUGGGCCAAUCAGGACUGCUCACACACCUGUACUGUUUGCCCCCUAUUGAUCUUUGAACUAUGAUCUCUGGUGGAUCACCUCACACUGGGCACGCAGCCCGGAUCAAAUGAGCGAUACCAGGUAACUAUGCAUCGUCAUUUACAUGUGACACACUGACGUUAAGCUAUAAAUGUAUCGGUGGAGAUUUGAUUUUUGUUUUUUUCUGUACGGAAACCAUGAUUCGUCAUCAUCAUCAUCGCUUAGAGUGCAAGAUUGAUUUGUAAAUUUAAGGUGAGUUUGGGAACACAUAGAUGUUAAUAAUGGAGACAAUGGAAAGUUGUAUUUCUCUGCUGUUUUGCACUUGAAGUCUUUCUGUUGUUGAUUUCUAGAUGACUAGAUCCCUUCCUGUUUCCAGCUGUUGGUGUAACAGGUCAGCAGUGCUUCAUUUGUCUAUGGACCCGUUUCACAUUUCUGUGGUUCUCAGAAGCUGAAUUCAUCAUAAGCUUCUAUAGUCGUGAAUGGAAACUACAACAAAUAUCAUUUUUGCAUUCCCAUUUGCUUCAAUAGAAGAAAAAAAAAAUCCAGUGUAGCAUUUCUAUGACUACACAAAAGAGGAAGAAAUAUCCAUCAACAUAAUCAUAUAUCAAAAAUGCAUAAAUCAGAUAUCUAUGUAAUCAAUUAUGGUCAUAAGAGAGAAAUUUCAAAUUUGC